CCAACUUCAUACUUACAAAUUUCACACACUGACACAGCAAUAACCAUGGCUUCUCCUCCUUUGCCGGUAGCAUACCAAGCAUGGACAAGUCUUGCAGUGCCGGACUGGCUCAACAAAGGAGACAACGCAUGGCAAAUGAUAGCAGCCACCCUCGUCGGCAUUCAAAGCAUGCCCGGUCUCGUCAUCCUCUACGGAAGCAUCGUGAAGAAGAAAUGGGCCGUCAACUCCGCCUUCAUGGCCCUCUACGCGUUCGCGGCUGUCAUUAUCUGCUGGGUCUCGUGGGCUUACAAGAUGUCCUUCGGGGAGAAGCUCCUGCCCUUUUGGGGAAAGGCUGGCCCUGCUCUGGGCCAGCGCUUUCUCUUGAAGCAGGCUGCGCUGCCCGCUACCCCACAUUACUACAAUGACGGGCGACUGGAGACCGCUGAGAUCGAGCCAUUUUACCCGAUGGCGACCAUGGUGUGGUUCCAGUGUGUUUUUGCCGCCAUUGCGCUUGUCAUCCUGGCCGGAUCUGUUCUGGCCAGGAUGAGCUUCAAGGCGUGGAUGAUGUUUGUGCCACUGUGGCUGACUUUUUCUUACACCAUUGGUGCGUUUAGUUUGUGGGGUGGCGGAUUCUUGUUCCAAUGGGGUGUUAUGGAUUACUCUGGUGGUUAUGUCAUUCACCUUUCUUCUGGAAUUGCUGGCUUCACAGCUGCUUAUUGGGUGGGCCCAAGAUCGAAGAAGGACAGGGAGAGGUUCCCACCAAACAAUGUGUUACUAACGUUGGCAGGGGCAGGGUUACUGUGGUUGGGAUGGGCAGGUUUCAACGGAGGAGAUCCAUACUCAGCCAACACAGACUCUUCCAUGGCGGUGCUCAACACCAAUAUUUGUGCUGCCACCAGCCUCCUCGUGUGGACAUGUCUUGAUGUUAUUUUCUUCAAGAAACCUUCUGUUAUUGGAGCCGUUCAGGGCAUGAUCACUGGUCUUGUAUGCAUCACUCCUGGCGCUGGUCUUGUUCAAGGGUGGGCUGCCAUAGUUAUGGGAGUGCUUUCAGGCAGUGUCCCAUGGUACACCAUGAUGGUAUUAGGCAAGAAGUUGAAAAUAUUCCAAAUGGUCGAUGACACCCUUGCCGUGUUCCACACACACGCCGUGGCGGGCAUUCUUGGCGGCGUACUCACCGGCCUCUUCGCCGAGCCACGCCUAAGCACACUCUUCCUCCCCGUCACAAAUUCCAAAGGAGGAGUCUACGGAGGCUCGGGUGGAGUCCAAAUCCUGAAACAGAUCGUGGGGGCUCUGUUCAUCAUUGGAUGGAACAUUGUGGCCACUUCAAUCAUCUGUUUUGUUAUAAGUUUCAUAGUUCCGUUGAGAAUGACAGAAGAAGAGUUGUUGAUUGGGGAUGAUGCGGUUCAUGGGGAAGAAGCUUAUGCAUUGUGGGGUGAUGGAGAGAAACUUAGCCUCUACAAAGAUGAUACCACCCACCAUAAUGUUGUGAUGGCGUCAAGUGGUGCCACUCAAGAUGUGUAGAUAUAAUUGACACAUGAAGAUGAAAAUGCUUGGAUACACAAUAAAAAUCACGACGAGUUAAAAUCACAGGCUUUUGUCUGCGGUGAUUUUAGUUUUAUCAUUUUCCGAUUUUCGUACAGUUUUUUUUAUGACUCUGUUCAAUGAUUUCUUCAUGUUAACUACUGAUUGGUAUUUCAGCUAUAAAUGUAUGAAGCUAUGCAAUUAUGUGUACUA
This is a messenger RNA of Lotus japonicus, 1713 nucleotides long. Its product is annotated as ammonium transporter 3 member 1-like. Gene Ontology annotation, biological process: ammonium transmembrane transport. The record is from RefSeq and is a predicted model, not a curated record. Gene Ontology annotation, molecular function: ammonium channel activity. Gene Ontology annotation, cellular component: plasma membrane. The transcript is spliced from 3 exons. The coding region runs from base 46 to 1500 and encodes 484 amino acids. Lineage: Eukaryota; Viridiplantae; Streptophyta; Magnoliopsida; Fabales; Fabaceae.